AUGAUGAAUGAUGCAGAACUUGUGCACACCAGGAAACAUUUUCCAGAACAUCUCUUCGAGUUUGUCAAACGAAAACAAAGUUUUCCGUACGAUUGGGUUACGGACUCAAGCAAAUAUGAUUUACCUUUUUCAGAGAGAUCUGCUUUUUACAACAAUCUCACCAAAGAAAACAUUUCGGAGGAACGUUACUUACACGCUUUGAAUUUUUAUAAAGCCGCCGGAUGCACUGAUAUGGGAACUUUCAGCGACAAGUAUUUACUUUUGGACACACUCCUACUCACGGAUUGCUUUUUAGCGUUCCGGAAUAAGCUUUUUUCAGAGUAUAAAAUUGAUCCAUGCCACUACUUAACUCUCCCCCACUACGCGUGGGACAGUAUGUUAUUUUCAACUAAAGUUAAAAUCGAAUUGUUGACUGAAAUCGAUAUGGUCCACUUUUUCUUGAAAGGUUGCAGAGGUGGCAUCACCAACUCCGUGAAAAAAUUUAGUAAAGCUUCGAAUAAAUAUGUCGGAGAAGAAAAUGUGAAAGAUGAAAUUUUUUUAGCUUUAUUCGAUGCGGUUUCUCUGUACUCGUGGGCAUUAAAACAACCUUUGCCGGCGGGUGAUUUCCGUUGGAUGACACAGCAGGAAAUCGACGAUUUUGAUCUUUCGAAAAUCGAUGUUUUUGGAGAUGUCGGUUUUGUGCUCGAAGUGGAUCUAAAUUACUGUCGGAAAAUUCAUCACGCUCAUCAACAAUUUCCUUUUUGUCCAGAAUACAUGAUUCCACCCAAUUCGUUUUCAAAACAUCCUAAAUUAUUAUGCACCUUAUAUGAUAAAAAAAAAUAUGUCAUUCAUUACCGGAUGCUAAAAUUAGCUCUGAAACAUGGAUUAAUUCUUGAAAAAAUUCAUCGUGGAAUUUCAUUCAGGCAAGCCAGAAUAUUAGAGCCUUACAUUGAUAAAACUAUUGCUCUCCGACAAGCAGCCAAGAACGAUUUUGAAAAGACUAUUUUCAAAUUUUGUUGCAACAGCAUAUACGGUCGUUGUUUGAUGAAUACGAGGAAUCGUUUGGAUCUGACGCUUUGCACUGAUCCUGAGCAAUAUCAGAAAUUAGUUUGCGAUAAUUUCUUCAAAAGAUCUGUGAUUUAUGAUGAUAAUUUAGCCGCUGUCCAUCGACUGAAAAAAUAUAUCAAACAUAGCAGUCCAGUACAAAUUGCUCAAUGCAUUCUGGAUGUAUCCAAAUGUAAAAUUUACGAAUUUUACUAUGAAUUUUUACUUCCCAAUUUUAAAGACUCGCUCCAAUUAAUUCUCCAAGAUACGGACAGCUUACUUGUGGAAGCCAAGGGUGAUUUGUACAAAUUUAUGAGCGAAAAUAUGGAUCAAUUUGACACAAGUGAUUUUCCAAAAGAUCAUUCACUACACUCAGAUAGAAACAAAAAAAUUCCUGGAGUUUUCACGGAAGAAUUCAAUGGAGAUCCGAUCAAAUUCGUAGUCUCACUGCGUCCAAAAAUGUACUCGGUAACGACAGUGAAUUCGGAGAAGAAACGAGGAAAAGGUGUGAAGACGUCUACCCUCCAGAAAGAAAUAACGGUUUCAGAUUAUUUGGACUGCCUGUUUCAACGAAAGGAUUUCUCUCACGAUCAAUGUUCGAUAAUCAGUAAAAAACAUGUUCUUUACACCGUCAAAACAAAGAAAAAAACACUAUCGUCAUACGAUGAUAAAAGAAUGGUCGAAAAUAAUGGUAUAACAACUAUCAGCUACGGAUAUUGUUACUUCGAAGAUCACCGACUUCAACUCAGCAAAGUUCACGAAGAGCUUCUUACAAAAUUUUCCUGCGAAAUUGAAGAUGAAGAAAAUCUUCAAACGUAA
Bemisia tabaci is the source of this 1842-nucleotide messenger RNA. Lineage: Eukaryota; Metazoa; Arthropoda; Insecta; Hemiptera; Aleyrodidae. The record is from RefSeq and is a predicted model, not a curated record.